AUGACCGCAACUGCCUCUGGUGGAAAUGAAGUAAUUAUUCUAUGUGGUGACGGCUUCGUUAAUUUUUCCUCUCAAGAUAAAUGUUGGAUAGUGGAUUCUAGUGCAUCAUUUCAUGUCACCUCAUGGAGGGACUUCUUUACAUCUUACACCAAUGGAGAUUUUGGUAAUGUGAGGAUGGGAAAUGACAAAUUGUCCAAAAUCAUGGGAAGAGGAGAUAUUUCCCUUGAAACCAACACAAGUUGUCACUUGGUCCUCAAGGAUGUGAGACAUGUUCCAGACAUGCGUCUCAAUCUCAUCUCCACUGGAUUACUUGACGAUGAAGGAUACACCAAUGUCUUUGCUGAAGGGAAAUGGAAACUCAGCAAGAACUCUCUUGUCCUAGCACGAGGGAAGAAGGAGAACACCCUAUACAUGACACAUGACAAACGUAAAUGCUCUCGCAGAAGACUCAAUCAAGCUAUGGCAUAA
Prunus armeniaca (apricot) is the source of this 468-nucleotide messenger RNA. NCBI's taxonomy places the organism in Eukaryota, Viridiplantae, Streptophyta, Magnoliopsida, Rosales, Rosaceae. The record is from the annotation of a GenBank genome assembly.